This is a messenger RNA of Lathyrus sativus (Indian pea), 654 nucleotides long. The record is from the annotation of a GenBank genome assembly. Lineage: Eukaryota; Viridiplantae; Streptophyta; Magnoliopsida; Fabales; Fabaceae.
AUGAGUAUUUUCCAACACUUGGGAAAAAAAGGAGAGAAUUGGAUACCAACUAAUAAUGUGGGUCUCCCUCGAGCGAUGAGAUGGUCCUAUAGGCAAGGUGUCCUGAAGGUGGAUGACUUGCAGCCUAUUCUGGACGAGUUGACACUUGCCGAUGUCAUAUGGCGCCCAUUCGAGAAUUAUAGAGUAGGGCGUCAGUUUGAUGAGUUAUGUCUAUAUAGGGGGUGUCUGAGGUUGGGUGACACUAUUAUUCCAUACUUGCCUGACAAAUGUAUGCGUCAGUUUGGAUACAGACAUUAUGUUCCACAUCCACCUCUUGAUCAUACGAUCGCUGAUGAUAUUGAUGUUGACUGGAUUAGUUACCAUCAGAGCAUUCAGGAUGUGAUUCGUUCGACAACACCGGCCACCACCCCAUAUGAGACAGAUGAUGGAUAUCUUCAGUGGUAUUAUCGCGUUUCACAUCCUCGUCUGGUACCGCACCAUCGUGAUGUACCAACAGAGGUGCCAGUUCUUGUUUAUGAAGCAGGACCAUCUGAUCCUAGCUGGGCUCGUGUGUCUUCAUUGAUUCAUCGUUAUCUUCAACAGGCUGAUGCUGAAGAGGAUGAUCCACAGUUUGCUGAGUUGUUCGAAGCUUUACAUAUUGCUCGAUCACAUUGA